Leptinotarsa decemlineata (Colorado potato beetle) is the source of this 2952-nucleotide messenger RNA. Its product is annotated as ATP-binding cassette subfamily C member 4. Gene Ontology annotation, molecular function: ABC-type transporter activity; ATP hydrolysis activity; ATP binding. Gene Ontology annotation, cellular component: membrane. Lineage: Eukaryota; Metazoa; Arthropoda; Insecta; Coleoptera; Chrysomelidae. Gene Ontology annotation, biological process: transmembrane transport. The record is from RefSeq and is a predicted model, not a curated record.
AGUCAGUAAAAUGAUGUGGGUUUUCUAUCUGAAAGUGGUAAUUGUCAUGGCUGGCAUGCUGUUCUCCAGUAUAGGACUCUACAUUCUCAUCAUGUCCCUCAGUUGGUUUGGUUACGCACCCGAAACAGAGCUGAUAUUCUAUAUACUAUCGAUUUUCAAAGACCUGAACCACGUCCUAGGAAUAAUCAUACCAUGGGGUUUGGCUAAAGCAGCUGAAGUGUACGCUUCCAUCAUCAGAAUCAAUAAAGUCUUGCUGGCUGAGGAAUUACACCAAAAGUACGGGUCCGAUGAACCUACAGACAAACCACUCGUAGAAGUGAAAGAUGUAACGGUACAUAUCAAAGAUGUAAAGAUCCUCAGGAACGUUUCCUUCGGAACAAGAACCGGGCUGACGAUAGUUACUGGGGCAGUUGGUUCAGGGAAGAGUUCUCUGCUGAAAACGAUUCUUCAAGACUAUCCGUUGAGCACUGGAAGUUUAUACACUCAUGGUCGGAUCUCUUACGCUUCUCAAGAUCCAUGGUUGUUUCCUUCGUCCAUCAAACAGAAUAUUCUAUUCGGAGAAAAGUUCAACGAGAAAAGGUACGCAGAGGUCGUUCGAGUGUGCGCCCUGGAGUAUGACUUCAGCUUUUUCGAGAAACGGGACGAAACCAUCGUUACAGAUCGAGGUCUCAACUUGAGCAAAGGCCAGCAAGCCAGAGUGAAUUUAGCGAGAGCAGUGUACAAAGAAAGCGAAAUUUACCUCCUUGACGAUUCCUUAACUGCUCUAGACGCUCACGUCCAGGACCACAUUUUCAGAGAAUGCAUCCAAACAUUUUUGAAAGACAAAAUUUGUAUACUGGUUACACAAACUGCCAGUCAAAUAGAAAAAGUUGACAACGUAGUGAUGAUGGAAGAUGGGCAUAUCAAAUACCACGGCAGACCCAACGAAGCGGUUAUAGAUAAACUGAAAGAGAUCAUUCCAGAAGACGACGACUUGGAGAAAAAAGAAAAGUGUGUUGCGGUUGAAGAAACUGCUUUGAUUACUUCCAAGCCACCUCUGGAAACCGAACAACUAACUAAAAAGAAAGUUUAUAGUGAAAUCCAGAAGAAAGGGCAAGUGGAUUGGUCUAUUUAUAUGAAAUAUGUUGUUUUUGGAGGAGGAUAUUUUUUGAUGAUCGUCAAUAUUUUAUUGUUCGUCACAGCUCAAGUUUUACAGAGCUACUCUGAGAAGUUACUAACUAAAUGGGUAGACCAACAGCAGAGGGUUCUGGACAUUCAAAAAAAUUUCACGCUGAUAGAGGGGAAGAGGAAAAAUUUGGGUUUGGAUGUAUUAUCGAUCGAAUCGGUGAGCGGUGGUACUUACCAGGAAGCCUUGGCCAAUGAACAAUUCACUUUCAAAAUAUGGACGUCCAUUAUAUUUAUAUCAAUAGUAUUGGGUCUGAUAAAAACCUAUGCAAUAUUCAGUUUCUUUAAAACGGCAAGCAUAAAUAUUCAUAGGGCGAUGAUUAAAAAUAUCAUGGAAGCCGUUAUGGCAUUCUUCGACACCCACAUGAUUGGAAAUAUCCUCAACAGAUUUUCACAGGAUCUCACAAAUGUCGACGAAUACCUAGUAUUCAUGUUCAUGGAGACAUUGAGGGUAUUGUUGAUCAUAACUGGCAUAGUAACGCUCAUUUCCAUUGUCAACAUUUACUUUCUUAUAUUCGCAUUUGCAUGUUUGUUGAUAAUGGUUCUUCUGAGGAUGCUCUACAUACCAGCUGGCCGGAGCCUGAAAAGAUUAGAUGCGUCAACUCGAAGUCCGAUGGUUGGUCACUUAAAUGCAUCUCUCGAAGGUCUGACGACAAUAAGGGCGUAUAAAGCUCAAAGUAUAUUGAUCGAUGAGUACGAUCGACAUCAAGAUCUAUACACAUCCGCUAACUAUACGUCUGUAGUAUCUUUGGAAGCCUUUGGAUUUGGAAUGGAUCUUACAUGUACAGUAUUAGUCACUGUUGUUGUGGCUGUUUUUCUUUUCAGUGAUUCAGGUUCCAGUGCCGGUAACGUUGGUUUAGCCCUGGGCCAAGUUUUUAUGUUAUCGGGAAUAAUCCAAUGGGGAGUAAAAUCAUGGGCAGAACUGGAAAACUUGAUGACGUCAGUGGAAAGGUUGCUAGAAUAUACAGAAAUUAUUUCUGAGCCACAGGAUGGGUCGGAGGUUGAACACUGGCCUAGCAACGGAGCAAUAACUUUCGAAAAAGUAUCUCUCACUUACAAUAACACCGAAACAGUGUUGACAAACUUAAAUUUCAAAGUUGAACCGCGGCAAAAAAUCGGCAUAGUGGGCAGGACAGGAGCCGGCAAGUCAUCCAUAAUAUCGUCAAUUUUCAGGACGUACAACGUUGAUGGCAAAAUACUAAUCGAUGAUGUCAACAUAAGCACCUUAUCCUUGAAGUUUCUGAGAAAGAAAUUGGCGAUAAUCCCACAGGAUCCCAUUUUGUUCACUGGAACCAUCCGCACCAACCUGGAUCCUUUCCAAGAAUUCAAGGACGACCUGCUAUGGAAAGCUCUCGAAGAGGUUAACCUCAAAAAUCUUAUAACGAACUUGGACUUGGAGGUAACGAAUAGCGGCUCCAAUUUCAGUUCGGGUCAAAAACAACUAGUCUGUGUUGCCAGAGCAAUUCUGCGUGAGGCAAAAAUAGUUAUUUUAGAUGAAGCAACUGCCAAUAUGGACAAUGAGACAGAUGCUCUCCUCCAUGACACCAUUAAAAAGAGUUUUGCUGGGUGUACGGUUCUCACUAUUGCGCACAGAUUACGUUCUAUUUUGGAGUGCGAUAAAGUUAUGGUUCUGGACAGAGGCGAGAUCAAAGAGUUUGAUAGGCCACAAAAGUUGUUGGCUGAUGGAGACGGAAUAUUCCACCAGAUGGUCGAAGAUGCAGGGCUACUUGAUCAGACGAAAUUAUGAUAUUGUUAGUUGUUUAGAGUAAAUAAAUUUUAUUUUAGUUA